GGUCACACCUCCGUGGCCGAAUCAGCCAAUGGGAUUGAGUAGACAGUCCGCGGGUUCGUAGAGAUUCCUGCCCCCGUACCCCGUCCUGUCCUCCUCCUCCUCCUCCUCUUCUCUACGUCCCUUUUUUAUAUCAGCAAGCUAGGGGCGGUGCAACGGUGGGCGGGUCCUAAUGACGUGCCCGGACGGGUCUCACACCAUAGGAGUCUACAGUUCUUAGUUUGUGGCGGCUUGGGCGGGACGCACGCGGUGCAGUUCAAGAUGGCGGAUGCAGAAGCCUGUGGACAAGUGCUUCCCUAAGUAAUAUUUGGCCUUGCCACAGCCACGUGGAGAACCCGAAGGGAAGCCAACACGUGCUAGAGUCAUUUACCAGCCAAGCCAUCCUAGUGUUUGGCCUCACAAACUAAUUACAUUCCCAAAGAAGCAUAAGAAGAAAAAAGACCGGAAGCCAUUACAAGAAGAUGAUGUUGCCGAAAUACAACAUGCUGAAGAAUUUCUUAUCAAACCAGAAUCUAAAGUGGCUCAAUUAGACACUUCUCAGUGGCCCUUGUUACUAAAGAAUUUUGAUAAGCUAAAUGUAAGGACAGCACACUAUACACCUCUUCCUUGUGGUUCAAAUCCUCUGAAGAGGGAGAUUGGGGACUAUAUCAGGACCGGUUUCAUUAAUCUUGACAAGCCCUCUAACCCCUCUUCCCAUGAGGUGGUAGCCUGGAUCCGACGAAUACUUCGGGUAGAGAAGACUGGCCACAGUGGCACACUAGAUCCCAAAGUGACUGGUUGUUUAAUUGUGUGCAUUGAACGAGCCACUCGUUUGGUGAAAUCACAACAGAGUGCAGGCAAAGAGUAUGUUGGAAUUGUCCGGCUGCACAAUGCUAUUGAAGGGGGUACUCAGCUUUCUAGGGCCCUAGAAACUCUGACAGGUGCCCUGUUUCAGCGACCCCCACUUAUUGCUGCAGUAAAGAGGCAGCUUCGAGUGAGGACUAUCUACGAGAGCAAAAUGAUAGAAUAUGAUCCUGAGAGAAGAUUAGGAAUCUUUUGGGUAAGCUGUGAAGCUGGCACCUACAUUCGGACACUAUGCGUACACCUUGGCUUGUUACUGGGAGUUGGUGGUCAGAUGCAGGAACUUCGGAGGGUGCGUUCUGGAGUCAUGAGUGAAAAGGACCACAUGGUGACAAUGCAUGAUGUACUCGAUGCUCAGUGGCUGUAUGAUAACCAUAAGGAUGAGAGUUACUUGCGGCGUGUUGUUUACCCUUUGGAAAAGCUGUUGACAUCUCAUAAACGUCUGGUUAUGAAAGAUAGUGCAGUGAAUGCAAUCUGCUAUGGGGCCAAGAUCAUGCUUCCUGGUCUUCUUCGAUAUGAAGAUGGCAUUGAGGUCAACCAGGAGAUUGUGGUCAUUACUACUAAGGGGGAAGCUAUCUGCAUGGCAAUUGCAUUGAUGACUACAGCAGUGAUUUCUACCUGUGACCAUGGUAUAGUAGCCAAAAUAAAGAGGGUGAUCAUGGAGAGAGACACUUAUCCUCGCAAGUGGGGUUUAGGUCCAAAGGCAAGUCAGAAGAAGAUGAUGAUCAAGCAGGGCCUUCUGGACAAGCAUGGCAAACCCACAGACAAUACCCCUGCCACAUGGAAACAGGAUUACAUUGACUAUAGUGAUUCUGGCAAGAACACACUGGUUACCGAAGCAGUACAAGCCCCUCAGUUAGCUGCUGAAGCAGUAAAUGUCAUAAAAAGGAAGCGGGAUAGUGAGAGUGAAAGUGAUGAGACCCCAACAGUUCCCCAGUUGAAGGAAAAGAAGAAGAAGAAGGAUAAGAAGCCCAAAACUGUGCUAGAAAGUGGGGGCGAAACUGGAGAUGGGGACAACGACACCACCAAAAAGAAAAAGAAGAAGAAAGUAAAAGUGGUAGAAGAGAUGUCUGAAUAGUUUAAGCCACUUCUGGAAGCAUUAUGUCCAGCUGGGAAGAAAAAGAAAAGCCUUAUUGGAAAAACUUUUUGUUGAGGGAGAACAGAGGUCCCAGAGUAGAAAGUUCUGGUAUACUUUUAGCUGCCACUUGUGACCUCAGUGGUUAGCUGGUGUGGCCAUCUCAUCCCAUCCUGUCCUGUUUUAAGGAUAUGAGAGAUAAAAUCAGGCCUUUGCCACCAACCCCUCUGCUUGCUUGAGGAAGCCACACCUUUAGACAUGGCAUGGCCUAGUAACUAUCUGCAGCUAUUUACUAAUGAGCAUUUUCAACAAUGCCAUAGAUAGUCCUCUCCUACUUUGCUUUUUAAAAAGUUGGUAAAAAUUAAAUCUGCUACAUAAAAUGGUAUAGAACCUUCUGUGAGAGAAAAAAUGUAAUUGAACUAUGUUCACUGGGGGACUCUUAUCUCCAGUGUUCUAUGAGGACUGCUCUAUUCAGGUAUUAACCUUGCCUGGUGGUAUCUAUGAUAUUUAGGCUAGUACUCUGUAUUUUUGUGUACAACAGGAUUUCUCUAUAUGGCUACUUGUGUUUCUUAUGGAAGCCAAAGCAUUCCUGUACCUUCCUAUUUGUUUUCUUUUAAAGAAUGGAAUUGCCGGGCGUGGUGGCGCAUGCCUUUAAUCCCAGCACUUGGGAGGCAGAGGCAGGUGGAUUUCUGAGUUCAAAGCCAGCCUGGUCUACAGAGUGAGUUCCAGGACAGUCCAGGCUAUACAGAGAAACCCUGUCUCGAAAAAAAAAAAACCAAAAAAACAAAAAACAAAACAAAAAAACCAAAAAACAAAAAAAACAAAAAAAAAAACAAAAAAACAAAAAAAGAAAAAAAAAAGAAUGGAAUUGUUCAGAAUGGAAUUGUUCAUUGCUGAAGAAUGUAAUUUGUAGUUUUUUUUUUUUUAAAAAGUAUUCCUGUUAGAUUUACUAUGAUAAUCUUGGACUGGCAACAAAAGUGAGAGAAUAUUUUUAUUAAAAGUCUGAGGUUUAUGUCCU
This is a messenger RNA of Mus musculus (house mouse), 2930 nucleotides long. RefSeq names its product dyskeratosis congenita 1, dyskerin (gene Dkc1). Gene Ontology annotation, biological process: rRNA pseudouridine synthesis; RNA modification; RNA processing. Gene Ontology annotation, molecular function: rRNA pseudouridine synthase activity; box H/ACA snoRNA binding; pseudouridine synthase activity. Gene Ontology annotation, cellular component: nucleus; Cajal body; box H/ACA snoRNP complex. Bases 995 to 1915 code for a protein of 306 amino acids. The transcript has 16 exons. The record is from RefSeq and is marked validated. NCBI's taxonomy places the organism in Eukaryota, Metazoa, Chordata, Mammalia, Rodentia, Muridae.